AUGCAGAUGCACGAGCAAAUGAUGAUUGUCGAUGGACAAGAACAACCAAUCUCCAGAACUUAUCAAUACAGAAAGGUUAUGAAACCAAUGCUUGAACGCAAACGAAGAGCUCGCAUCAAUCGUUGCCUCGACGAGCUCAAGGACCUGAUGGUGACCGCGCUCGCUGGUGACGGUGAAAACGUAGCAAAACUCGAAAAAGCCGACAUCCUCGAAUUGACAGUCCGUCACCUUCACAAACUCCAACGUCAACAACGCCUGUCAGCUAACCCUGUGCUUGACUCAGAUCGAUUCCGCGCUGGAUACACUCACUGUGCCAACGAAGUCAGCCGCUGCCUUGCAGAAACACCCGGAGUAGACGUAGCGCUGGGAACCAAGCUGAUGACCCACCUCGGUCACAAACUCAUCUCAAUGGACAAAACCGGACCUCUGACUAUUCACGUGUCGACCCCACCACCACCUCAGUCCUCGCCGUCAGUGUGCAGCGAGUCCUCGAAUUCAUCGGAAUACUCGAUGCCAUUGACACCAGCCUCCAGCCAGCCAUCUCCAGUUGGACGAUCAGCAGAAGGCGAAACAAAUUUCUCGACACAAACUCACCAAGGAUUACUAAAAGUCGCGAAACCCAACGAACCUGUCUGGCGACCAUGGUAA
Messenger RNA from Cotesia congregata, 648 nucleotides. NCBI's taxonomy places the organism in Eukaryota, Metazoa, Arthropoda, Insecta, Hymenoptera, Braconidae. The record is from the annotation of a GenBank genome assembly.